AUGUCCCAACAUCUUCUUCUUCUCAUUCUCCUCUCCAUUCUUCUCUGUAACAAUCCCAUUUCCGCCUCUCCAACUAUCCAAAAAUUCAAAGAAGCCCCACAGUUUUACAAUUCCGCUGAUUGCCCCAUAAUAGACCCCGGAGACGACGAUGACGUGUCGGCCAAGCAAAUACUCUGCUCUCGUCGAGCUGUCCACGUGGCCAUGACACUCGACGCAGCCUACAUUCGCGGCUCCGUCGCCGCCGUCCUCUCCGUCCUCCAACACUCCUCCUGCCCCGAAAACAUCGUCUUCCACUUCGUCGCCUCCGCUUCCGCCGACGCGUCGUCUCUCCGCUCCACCGUCUCCGCCUCCUUCCCUUACCUCACCUUCUCCGUCUACGUCUUCAACGUCUCCUCCGUCUCCUCCCUAAUCUCCACCUCCAUCCGCUCCGCCCUAGACUGCCCGUUGAACUACGCCCGGAGCUACCUCGCCGACCUCCUCCCGCCGUGCGUCCGCCGCGUCGUCUACCUAGACUCCGAUCUCAUCCUCGUCGACGACAUCUCAAAACUCUCCGCCACGGAUCUCGGCCGUGACUCCGUCCUCGCCGCGCCGGAGUACUGCAACGCCAACUUCACCUCCUACUUCACCUCGGCGUUCUGGUCAAACCCGACUCUCUCCCUGACGUUCGCCGACCGGAAGGCGUGUUACUUCAACACCGGAGUGAUGGUGAUCGAUCUCGCGCGGUGGCGGGAGGGAGAGUACACGUCGCGCAUCGAGGAGUGGAUGGCGAUGCAGAAGAGGAUGAGGAUUUACGAGCUAGGUUCGUUGCCGCCGUUUUUGCUGGUUUUCGCCGGUUUGAUUAAACCGGUUAAUCAUAGGUGGAAUCAGCACGGUUUGGGAGGGGAUAAUUUUAGGGGAUUGUGUCGAGACUUGCAUCCUGGUCCGGUUAGUUUGUUGCAUUGGAGUGGGAAAGGUAAGCCUUGGGCUAGGCUUGAUGCUGGGAGGCCUUGUCCGUUAGACGCGCUUUGGUCUCCGUAUGAUCUUCUUCAAACGCCGUUUGCUUUGGAUUCUUGA
Molecule: messenger RNA, 1053 nt
Organism: Eruca vesicaria subsp. sativa (arugula)
Lineage: Eukaryota; Viridiplantae; Streptophyta; Magnoliopsida; Brassicales; Brassicaceae
Source: the annotation of a GenBank genome assembly